Messenger RNA from Amoebophrya sp. A25, 688 nucleotides. Lineage: Eukaryota; Dinophyceae; Syndiniales; Amoebophryaceae. The record is from the annotation of a GenBank genome assembly.
CAAAAAAGGCAUGGAAGAAUGGCAACGACACUAGAAGUCUCAGGAAUCUGUCUGCCAUGAAGUAGACUGCACCGCAUCAACAUGUCGCGGUCUCUAUCACACGAUUGGGGUUUAGAUUUCAUUAUUCGUUACAAGUUCCUAUCUGCUGCAAGAAUCAUUUAGAUAAGAGUAGGUCUAGGUGACAAGUAAACUACGCUCACUUUUCUCAACAACGCUUCCCAGAGAUCAUGUCUUCCGCACUGUCCUCAGGAGCCGCUCCCCCACCUGGUCGGGCACCAGUGGAGGGCGGCAUGAAGAGGGAAAUCGGCGGAGAUUUGAGUCGACCUGAUAUGGAGGCUCUGAUAGAGCAAUAUGGAGACUACACUCUGCGAGAGCUCGUUCUCAAAUACGUCGAUUCCGAGAUAGACAGGCUAAUGCGAGCAUCAAAUAACCAUCUGCAACAGUUUAGCGAAGAACUCUUGAAUUGAAAUGACAGACUUUAUUAUUUGGGGGGUCCAGGUGAAGAUGCUGGAUCUGAAUGAAUCUGCAUCCCCAAAAACAAAUAAAACGGCUGAAUUAGAAAUGAAUUUUGAAUGAGCAGACUUGUUAUCAACAUCUAGCUGUUCUCUGAUUAUCUUCAGUGAAGAAAAGAAGCAGAAAGAUAGACCACUAAGGCAAGCUCUUUUGGAGCCUGAUAUCAGAGAAUGAC